This is a messenger RNA of Macroventuria anomochaeta, 3291 nucleotides long. RefSeq lists its product as uncharacterized. The transcript is spliced from 3 exons. Lineage: Eukaryota; Fungi; Ascomycota; Dothideomycetes; Pleosporales; Didymellaceae. Bases 1 to 3291 code for a protein of 1096 amino acids. Gene Ontology annotation, molecular function: metal ion binding. The record is from RefSeq and is a predicted model, not a curated record.
AUGGCCUCCAGUCACGUGCCCAAUGACCAAGUGCCUCUGCAGGGUCAGAGCAUCUAUACGGACCCGUCUUACUCCAACUUCUUUCCUAAUAAUGUCGAGCGCUAUGGUACCCCAUCCUGGGAAGCACAGCUGCACCAGAAUGCUGCCUUGACAUCCAACUCAACGAACCAAAACUGGCACGGUACAUAUCCUCAACAAGCCUUCAAUUCGCACGGCCAAACAUACGGAGGGCAAACGCAAGCUUUUCGGACAGCUUCGCCUUAUCAGUAUGGUCAGUUCAACCAACAUGGCUCAGCGGGCACCUUUGGCCAUGCUGCUCCCGUGGACCCAUCGCUAGCACUCAAUCCAAAUGGGUUACGUCAACAACAACAACAACAACAACAACAACAACAACAACAACAAUCGCCCUACCAGAUGCCUGUGCGAAUUGCUACACCUUCAAGUCAGUCUGGCACGGUCACCCCGCAAGCACUGCAACAGAACAUAUCGACACUUCAGAAUGCGCGUGCUUCUGCAUCUCCCUUUCAGGUAAGUCCCUGUGAAUUGUCAUUUGAAAAAUUUCAACAUCUGACAUCACCGCAGGUACCAAAGAGCACUACCGAACAAUUCGCUCAGCAGGCGACGCCAUCAGCGUUUGCUAGACCAGUUCGCAAUCCAGUGUACGAGAUUCCCAAAGGCAAGAAGUCAGGCGGGUUAUAUGUUCUUGAUACAGCUGCUCUGGCGAAAGCCACAAAUUCAACUGCUUUGAACAAACUUGUGACACUCGGAUCCGAUCCGAUCCAGCUAGCUACCAAUCGAACUGCACUGCCAUUAUACACGGCUCGACAAUCUAUCAAGGAGCUGAAAAAGGCUGGAGCUGACAACAAGAAGCUUCUCGCUAAGCUUUCAUCAUCCAAGUCAUCGCUCUCGAGAGCAAUCAAGUUCAGCAAGAACAAUGGCGGCAGUCCAGGUAGCUUGAAGCGGGAAGUCAGCGACAGCGAGAGCUACACCGAGUCCUCGGACGAUGACAGUGAAUACAGCGACUCUGACGACGAAGAAGAGUCACCACUUCCUGCAACCAGGCCUGAUGACGAUCCCCACCAAGCUGUCUGCUACGACGUCAUCAAAGCAUCCUGGUUCCCGCGCAGAUUUGCUUUGAAUUCAGCAAAGAUCAAGACUAGCAUGCGCGACCUUUGGGAUGUGCUGAACACCAUCCAGAAACGCUGGCGGGCUGAUAGUAAGGCGGUUGCCGAAGCGGAGGAAGCGAAGAAGAUUGGCGAGCUGCCCACACUGAAGAGUCGAGUCACAAGCCAACGGGACUUGCUGCAAUCUGCUCUGAAAGCUGCGCUCGAUCAUGCACAUCCCGAUGUUUUGUAUCAUUUGGGGCAAGUGAAGCCAUUUUUGUAUCUCUGUUAUCAAUUCUUGGCGAACCGUUUCAAAGCUAAGGAUUUUGACGGGCCACUACCCGCGGCCAUCUAUGAGAUUCUGGCGCGAUGUGGUACUCUCACCACAGAGCUCGUCGAAGAGACUAAAGUCUCCAAAGCAUUGGUUUCUAUGAAGAAACAGGCGAAUGACAAGAACAAAGCUUUUAUACAACAAAUCGUUGAAGCCGCAGCCGCGGGGUCUAAGAAGGCAAAAGCAAACUUCCCGCCUGCAACUGAGGCAGCAGAUGCCAAGGGCGCAAAGCGACCUGCAUCAGAGCCAGCCGUGCGCGCCGCAGGUGAAAGUCUUUCAGUGAAGAAGGUCAAGCCGGCCGAGACCUCUACCACGGCAGUCAAGAAGGAACCUGUUUCAGGAUCAACAAAGCCUGCAGCGAUGUCUGCAAAUGCUUCUGCGCUCAAGCGACCCGGCGAGAAGCCUAUAGGUGCACCUGCACCUGUCAGGGCCCGUGUCAACCCGGUUACGAACAAGCCAUCAAGCAUAUUCGCUUCUCUCAAUGCUGCCAGCAAGAAGCCGGCAACAACUGCUACCGCUCCGAUGGCCACAAAACCGACUGCUCAGUCUAAGGCCACAGCAACGACAGCCAAAGACAAGAAGCCUGCAACAGCAGCGCCCAAGCCAUCGGCCUUUUCCUUUGCAUCAACAAUGGCGGCACUCACAAAGCCUAAGGAGCCGGAGGCGGCGCCUACCAAAACGGAGAAGGACGUUCCUAAUGAAACCCCUGAGCAGAAAGCGAAGCGUCUCAGGAAAGAGUCCAGGCGUCAUCUGCGCGUUACUUUCCGCCCAGACGCUUCUCUGGUAGCAAUCAAAUACUUCAGCCACGACCCCGAAGAGGAGCUUGGACAUGACGAGAACUUCACGCGCGAUGCAGGCGAUCUCGGAGGCGAGGGUCACAUGUUCAAACAACACAAGGAACUCGACGAGGAUGACGAUGACGAAGACGACGAGACCGAAUAUCGACCCUGGACGGAGCCAUCUCAGGUCGACUUCAGCGUCGUCGAUCCUGAGGAGCGUGAAAACGUACCAACUUGUCCCGAGAAAGAGAUGAACUUGCGACGCGAGAACGACAUACUCAUGGUGUUUUACACCAGCCCUGCUGACAUUCCGCCUUCACCUCAUGAGCCUCCGGAGCAGAAUGAGGACAGCACGGCAGCCGUGACAAUGUUCGGCACUCCUCCUGAUAGGUGUUUGGAAAGGGCACCGAAGGCAGCGGCACCUGCAUCCACUCCUGCUGUCGAUCUCAUGGGCCUUGAGAGCAUCAUCGCCCAAUUUGCCAGCCAGAAUCAACCCACUGCGGCUGCAACCGCACCAACGCAAACAACAUACGCUCCGCCCGCACCAGCUGCUGCCCCUGUAGACCUUGCAAGCCUACUCAGUUCCAUUCAGCAACAGCAACCCCCUGCGAUGCCCACUCAAACUGCAGCACCAGUUCCAGCACAGUUCCCAGCUCUCCCGCCUGGUAUGCCGCCUCCACCGCCUGGCACGCCACCAUUCGACAUGGCCGCCUUCAUGGCUGCCAUGGCGGCACAGGCUGGACCUGGUGGCUUGCCGCCAAUGCCUCCCGGGUUGCCUCCUGCGAACUUUCCUGCAGCACCAUUCGCAUUCCCACCGCAACCACCACAACCACCACAACCAGAUGCUGCAGCAUAUCAGCCACAACCCCAAGAUCAGUACUAUCAGCAAGACUACCAGCAGUCCAACGGUGGAACGAAGCGGCCGCGGGACGAUGGAAGCAACAACGACCGAGGCGGCCAAGGCAAGAAGCACAAGGGAGGGGGAAAGCCUCACAAAGUUCUUGCGUGCAAGUUCUUCCAGAAAGGUACCUGCAACAAGGGCGACAACUGCACGUACAUCCACGACCUCAACAUGUAG